Molecule: messenger RNA, 2694 nt
Organism: Plasmodium gonderi
Lineage: Eukaryota; Apicomplexa; Aconoidasida; Haemosporida; Plasmodiidae
Exons: 2
Coding region: 1-2694 (897 amino acids)
Source: RefSeq, a predicted model, not a curated record
AUGAAUUUCUUGAAUAUUUUUACAAAUGAAAAGAAAAAAAACAAUGAAUCGGUAAGUACUCCAAAUUGUGAACUCCAACAAGAUAAUAACACUUCUUCACCACACCCAGUAACAAAUGAUGUUAAGAUAAAUUACAAUCAUGUUAUCAACCCCAAGGAAGAAGGAGGUGUUGACAUUUCUCCCACCUUCGACAAUGUCCAACAGGUCAAUAUGAGGAACCAUCAUAUGUACAAUUCAGUUAUUCCUACUCAUUUUGAAAGCGCUGCGAAUGCCUUAAUCACCGUUCCCACUGAAACAGAGAUGCAUAUUCCCCCAGCAAAAUUGGGGAAUCUCAUACCUGGUCUAAGUUUAAUCAACAUGAGUGGGACGAGCGUGGGUGACACUAGCAUCAGUGUCUCUAAUGUGAAUCACCCCAGCGUGAAUCAACCAAUUAUGAGUCAUCUCAAUUUGAGCUGCGACAACAUGAGUACUGUGCAGUUGGACAGCCAAUUGAAUAGCAAAUUGGACAACCAAUUGGACAGUCGAUUGAACAACCAAUUGGACAGUCGAUUGAACAACCAAUUGGACAGUCGAUUGAACAACCAAUUGGACAGUCGAUUGAACAACCAAUUGGACAGUCGAUUGAACAACCAAUUGAAUAGCCAAUUGAAUAGCAAAUUGGACAACCAAUUGGACAGUCGAUUGAACAACCAAUUGGACAACCAAUUGAACAGCUGCAACGGAUACGAACAAAAGGAGAAUUACGAAUACGUAAGUGGGAACCUGAGUAGAUGUAUGUCUUACGACGAUGGUGAGUUAUUUGCAUACAUGCAGAAAAGGAAAGAGGAGGGAGGAUUACAUAACUGCAGUUUUUACAACACACAUGUAAAAGAUACUUAUGGAGAGCAUGACAAGUGUAGCGUCCGUGACACGUAUAAUAGUAGCAGAAACCACGCGAGCCAGUACAGAAAUGCUACUAACCAUAGCGUGGCUAGUAAUUUAGCAUGUAUUCAGAAUGCAGAUAAAGAUAUGACCAAUCAGAAUUAUUUUAUUAAUUCCACAUCGAUUCAUGAAAAUUAUCAAUCCAAAUCGGAUGUACAUGUGAAGAACACCAAUGUGCAAAUAGCACAUGAUAAUAUAACAAGUGGGGGAUACAUGAAUUCAAAACAAAAAUAUACGGACGAAUUGUGCAACGAAUCUUACAGGGAAUCGUACAACAAAUAUAAUAAUUCAGAAACACAAGGUGUAGAUAAUAUAAAAACAUCAGGUUUGCAAUAUGGGCAUGCCAAGGAGGGAAAUGAUAAUACAACAACAGGUAAUAUGAUGAUACCAAUAACAGGAUUAAUGAAUAACAGCGUUGAUUAUGUUUUCACGAAUAGAAAUAAUAUAGAUGGAAUGAAUGGUCAGGAAACAAUGAAUAAUAACUACGAAAGUAAUGUAGUUCAUUCUUUUGGACACCAAAUAAAUGGAAUGAAUAAUAUAAUACAACAAAAUGUGACUGAUAGGAAAAAAGGGCAAAAUAUCAUAAAUAAUCAAUCGUACAUGAAUUUGUACACACCACCUGUAGGUAAUACUGAUAGUAAUAGUGGAGAAAUUAAUAAAAUUACAUCUAGUAAAAGUAAAGAAAAAAUGAAACGCAAGAAGGGAGUUCUUAAUAAUUACAAUUAUGAGCAAGAUGUAUUGCCGAAUUUUUCCCCUGAUAUGAAAAAAAAUAAUAAAAUAAGUGGUAGACAUCAUAGGGAUAAUAUGAAAAAGUUUACCCAAAUCAAUGAUACCAUGAAUCAUGUCAAUAAUGAUUCUGAAUUUUUUGGAAAAGCUUUUCUCGAAAAUGGAACAUCAUCAAUAUCAUCAUCAUCAGGAUCUAAAAUUGAUCACAGCUGUUCUGUGAAUACUGCAAACAAAAUAGAUGCAUAUAAUGGAGAGAUUUUACAUAGUAAAAAGAAAGAGCAGCGUGGAAAUCGAGAGAAGCAAUAUGGAACAGAGGAUAAGGAGAGUGUAAGAGGUACCAACCGAAUCAUCCUAGAUGAAGAAGAAGAAGAAGGAGAAGUAGAAAAAAAAUGGAAAAGACAUAAAAAGGGAAAAGACAGUAUAAUUCGAAAGACAGUUAGAUGGGCAGAAAAUGAAGAGGCACAUAAUUCUAAAGGAAGUACCGUGACACAUGAUAUUGAAGAAGACGAUGAGAAAGGGGUCGAAUAUUAUUAUGAGAAAACGAUGGAUUUUUUAAAAAAAGAAUUCAGUAUUAAUAAUAUGGACAAGAAGAAUAAAUAUAUAAAUGAUAGAGAUAUUUUGGAGAAAACACCCUUUUUCAAACUUGUUAAUUUUGAGAAAAAACUAGCCACGGAAAGGAAACGUGUUUUGAAUUAUUACAACGAAGAUAGAAAACAAAUAUAUUCAAGUAGUAUAAAUAAAGAUAAACAAUUCUCUCAUAUAUUUUUUAAUAAUGAGAAGUAUUAUGAUGCAAAAGAAAUAUUGGCUUAUUUACUACCGUAUCACACAUUUUAUUUGGAUAAUAUUUGUGUCGAUUCUUAUGAUGAUGAUCAGGAAUAUCCUGAAAAUUUUCAGAAUGAUGUAAAAGAAAUUGAGAAAGGGAUUUCUCAAAUUAAGGAUUCCUUUCGCUCCUACACCAACCCCUCAGUGGUUUGGAGUUUUAACAAAAUAAUUGAUAGAACGGACGAUCAGUACAAUAAAAGGAAGAAAAAAAUAGCCAACUCGUGA